AGCCUGGGCUUAUCCAUUUUUUUUGCCGGGGAUGUGAUACGAGGCAGUGCGUUAGUGGUUUCCCAAUGACGACAUCGGACAUGUGCAAAAGAGCUUGUAGUGAGCAUGUGCAGCCGGCCAGGCUCCCGGCAGGUGAAGGAGUCAGUGUGGAUAGAGCAACAGAGCCAGGAUGGACAUCUCCGUUCUGCCCAACAACAAUCAUCCGGAGAAGUUCCUCCAGCUGGACGUUGGGAUGCUGCCGGCCACACACGGCAUGUUCCAGGUUGGGGCAGUCAUGUCCAGUCAGAGACACUGGCAGAACAGGGUCUACUCCCAGAGGGAGGAUAGUGAAAGCCGGUCUCCUCCGUCCCCAGAAGGCACACCUGUGGUGUUUGUGGACAGAUACCUGGAGAAGCAUAUCACUCCUGUCACUCUGAAGUCCAACAUUAAAAGGAACCCUCUGUACAUGGACAUAAGAUCAAUGGAGGUAGUAGACAGCAAGAAGACCACCAAGCCUUCUUGGACUGUGAAGGAGUAUGACACACAAACAAUCCAUGGCAACCUUGCGGGUUAUUUAAAGGAGGAAGAGAAGACUCCUAAAGAUCUGGACUUUUGGCUUGAGGAUCUCUACACGCCAGGAUUUGACUCUUUACUGAAGAAGAAAGAAGCAGAACACAAAAGAAAAAGACUUUGUAAAAUUCUUUUUUCAGUCAUUUUGUCCAUUUGUGCGAUACUUAUUGUUAUCAUAGUGCCAGUUGUGGUUCUACAGAAGAAAAACUGAUUUAUGAAGACAUUGCCAUUGUAUAGUGCAACUUUUAGAACCUCACCUUCAUGUAGUGGUCACAUAUUGUUCUGUUCUUAUUUUAGAAGAAAACUAGAAAACUUGGCUGGAGUCAGCAGUCAUAAUGGACAUGUUUUGGCUGCACAGCCUAUGGGGACUAUGAAUUAGAGCCCUGCACAGGUCACAAACCUCAGCCCUAGCCCGGUCCUGGCCCACACUUAUAAUAACCAUCUAAGCCAGUCAGUGUGCAAUUGCCUGUAAGGAUUGCGUCAUAGCCGUUUCGUGCUGCAGGUUCCCGUACUCUCAUUCAAUUAUGGAC
Molecule: messenger RNA, 1079 nt
Organism: Dicentrarchus labrax (European seabass)
Lineage: Eukaryota; Metazoa; Chordata; Actinopteri; Moronidae
Product: major intrinsically disordered NOTCH2-binding receptor 1-like
Exons: 4
Coding region: 170-760 (196 amino acids)
Source: RefSeq, a predicted model, not a curated record